CCAGCAAAUCGACCGAGCGUACGGUUCUACAAUGAUGAUCAGGCAGAGCUUUCCACUGGGCCAAGUUCUGCUUCUUGCCUUGGCCCUUGCAGCAGCCACUACAAAGAGGCAACAGCAACUCAAUGUAGAGCAGCUGCGUCAACUGGGUCUGGGCAACAUUAUCAAUCUGCCCAACUAUACCGAUCUGCCUCGUGGCAGCUACGACUUCAUCGUGGUCGGAGCUGGCGCCGCUGGCUGCACGCUGGCGGCGCGCCUCUCCGAGAACCCCAAUUGGACUGUGUACUUGAUAGAGGCGGGCGGCGUGGAGAACUUAAUGCAUAUGAUACCGGUGCUGGCGCCCAUGCUGCAGCUGACCGCCUCCAAUUGGAACUACAAAUCGCAGCCGCAGCGGCUCGCCUGUCGCGGCAUGAACAACCACGAGUGCGCCCUGCCGCGCGGCAAGGGUCUGGGCGGCACCAGCUCCAUUAACUUCAUGAUCUACAAUCGCGGCAAUCGACGCGACUUUGACGCCUGGGCGGAGCGGGGCAACCACGGCUGGAGCUACGACGAGGUGCUGCCCUACUUCCUGCGCAGCGAGUCCGCUCAGCUGCAGGGCCUGGAGCACUCGCCCUAUCACAACCACAGCGGGCCCCUCAGCGUGGAGGAUGUCCGCUACCGCAGCAGCUUGGCCCACGCGUAUGUGCGUGCCGCCCAGCAGGCGGGCCAUUCACGCACCGACUACAACGGGGAGUCGCAGCUGGGCGUUUCCUAUGUGCAGGCCAACACGCUGAAGGGUCGACGGCACAGCGCCUUCAGCGCCUACAUUGAGCCUGUGCGACCGCUGCGCAAGAAUCUGCACAUUUUGACCAUGGCUCGGGUCACGCGAGUGCUGAUUGACGAGUCCACCAAAUCCGCCAUCGGCGUGGAGCUGCUGCACGGCCGUCGUCGCUUCGAAGUGCGCGCUCGCAAGGAAGUCAUCCUCUCCGCGGGGGCCUUCAACUCGCCGCAGCUGCUGAUGCUGUCGGGCAUCGGGCCGGAGGAUAAUUUGCGAGCUAUCGGGCUGCCCGUGGUGCAGGCCCUGCCAGUGGGCAAGCUGCUGUACGAUCACAUGUGCCACUUUGGACCCACCUUUGUGACCAACACCACGGGCCAGACGAUAUUCGCCUCGAGUCUGACACUGCCCGCAUUGAAGGACUUUCUGCUUGGACGCGCGGACACACGGCUAUCUAGCAUUGGGGGUGUGGAGACGCUGACCUUCAUCAAGAUACCUGCGGCGCAAACGCCACACGAUCAGCCCGACAUCGAGCUCAUCCAGGUGGCCGGCAGCUUGGCCAGCGAUGACGGCACGGGCCUAACCCACGGCGCCAAUUUCAAGAAUGAGAUCUACGAGAAGAUGUACCGACACUUAGCCUGGCACCAUCAGGAUCACUUUACCUUCCUCGUCAUGCAGUUCAAGCCACAGUCCGUGGGCCGCCUCUGGCUGCACACUCGCAACCCACUCGAAUGGCCUCGCAUCGACCCCAAGUACUUUACCGUUGAAGAGGAUGUGGAGCAGCUGCUAGAGGGCAUCAAGGAGGCCAUCCGCAUCACCCAGAUGCCAGCGCUCCAGUCACUGGGCACCAGGCUCCUCGAUCGCCCCGUGCCUGGCUGUGAGGAUCAGCGCUUCGGCUCGGACGACUACUGGCGCUGCUCCAUCCGCACCAUGUCCUACACACUCCACCACCAGGUGGCCACCUGCCGCAUGGGACCAGCCACCGAUCCCACUGCUGUGGUCAGCCCGGAGCUGAAGGUGCACGGCAUGCGCAAGCUGCGCGUCGUGGACACCAGUGUCAUUCCCCUGCCACCCACCGCCCACACGAAUGCGGCAGCCUUCAUGAUCGGCGAGAAGGCGGCCGACUUGAUAAGAGCCGCUUGGCUUUGAACUUGAAGAGACUUAAAGCUGACAGGCGGGCAUGAAUAGCCGCGUGAGUAAAUGGGUUAAUAAAAUGCGAGCCGAAAGCUCGCGUGAAUGAGCGUGGAGAAGGUAAAUAAAAGCGAGAACGAGUUCAACGGGUUCUUCCCCAAACGAGAGUGAACAAAACCGUUAGAGGCGCAAUUCUCCUUUUUUGUUUUGUUUUGUUUUUUUUUUUUUUUUUUUUUUUU
Drosophila mojavensis is the source of this 2121-nucleotide messenger RNA. RefSeq names its product glucose dehydrogenase [FAD, quinone]. Bases 32 to 1900 code for a protein of 622 amino acids. The record is from RefSeq and is a predicted model, not a curated record. Lineage: Eukaryota; Metazoa; Arthropoda; Insecta; Diptera; Drosophilidae. The transcript is spliced from 2 exons. Gene Ontology annotation, molecular function: flavin adenine dinucleotide binding; oxidoreductase activity, acting on CH-OH group of donors.